Molecule: messenger RNA, 312 nt
Organism: Nematolebias whitei (Rio pearlfish)
Lineage: Eukaryota; Metazoa; Chordata; Actinopteri; Cyprinodontiformes; Rivulidae
Product: receptor for retinol uptake stra6
Molecular function (GO): signaling receptor activity; retinol transmembrane transporter activity
Source: RefSeq, a predicted model, not a curated record
AGGGCUUCAGGAGAACAGACCCAACAAGGCGACCGGCAGCUGGAAGGUUCGAGCUCGAUGGCAGCUGCUCUACACACUGGUCAACAACCCCUCCCUGCUGGGCUCCAGGAAGCACUUCCAGACACUGCAGACCUCUGAGAGUGUCCUGAACGGCACACCACGCCACAGAUCCAAAAAAGGCAGCAACGAGGGUGAACAACCAGAAGCAGAACAGAUCCAGACCUCUGAGACCUCCUCACAUCCAGAGCAAACUGAAUGAAGGCCUGAGGUUAUGCAACAAAAUUGGCAGUUUAUCUGUUUCAGAAUAAAUUG